Messenger RNA from Melanotaenia boesemani (Boeseman's rainbowfish), 1655 nucleotides. RefSeq names its product nuclear receptor subfamily 5 group A member 2-like. Gene Ontology annotation, biological process: regulation of transcription by RNA polymerase II; hormone-mediated signaling pathway; tissue development. Gene Ontology annotation, molecular function: zinc ion binding; nuclear receptor activity; RNA polymerase II cis-regulatory region sequence-specific DNA binding. Lineage: Eukaryota; Metazoa; Chordata; Actinopteri; Atheriniformes; Melanotaeniidae. Gene Ontology annotation, cellular component: RNA polymerase II transcription regulator complex. Bases 31 to 1455 code for a protein of 474 amino acids. The transcript has 7 exons. The record is from RefSeq and is a predicted model, not a curated record.
ACGUGACCCCACCGAGCCUUCGUUUCACGCAUGGGACGGGCAGCAGGAGGAAGAUCCAGCUUCUGCUUUGCUUCAGUCAGACCUGCUGCAGGACAACGCAGAUCGAACAGAAUGGAGUCUGAAUGUGAGGUGGGUUUGGACGAGCUGUGUCCAGUGUGUGGAGAUAAAGGAUCUGGGUAUCACUACGGUCUGUUCACCUGUGAAAGCUGCAAGGGGUUUUUCAAAAGGACGGUUCAAAACAAAAAGACGUACACCUGUGUGGAAAACCAGCGGUGCAGAAUUGAUAAAACUCAGAGGAAACGAUGUCCUUUCUGCAGGUUUCAGAAGUGUCUUCAUGUUGGCAUGAAGCUGGAAGCUGUUCGUUCAGAUCGAAUGAGAGGUGGCAGAAACAAGUUUGGGCCCAUGUACAAGCUUGACCGAGCCCUCAAACAGCAGAAAAAGGCUUUGAUACAAGCAAGUAGAUUUAGCCUGGAAAGCAGCAGCUCUGGCCUGAUCUCCACAUCCCAGCAGAGAGACUUUACCUUCUCUGGUGGCCUCCAAUCAGUUGCCUUCAUAGACCAGCCUUCAUCCACGUCUGCAUUCCUGUCCUCCAGCUCACCUGCUGUUGUCCAGCACCAGUGGACUUCUCCUUCUAACACCAGCUUUUCAGGAUCAACAGACUUUACUGCAGGAUUCUUCAUGGAUCCACUUGAGCCGAUCUCAAGACUUGUAUUAACACAAGGUCCGAGGAUGCCUGAGCUUGUGAUGGAGCUUGUGAGGUGUGAUCCAGAUGAGUUGCAGCUGCGGAGGAAGAUCAUCACUCGACUCCAGCAGGAGCAGACGAGCUGCUGCAGGAACUCCGACAUCUUCAGCCUGUUGUACACCAUAGUUGAUCAGCUGUUGUGCUCCAUUGUGGAGUGGGCACGCACAUCCAUCUUCUUCAGGCAACUCAAGGUUAGUGAUCAGAUGAUAUUGCUGCACGUCUGCUGGAGUGAACUGUUAGUCCUGAACAUUAUCUCCAGACUGGUCCUUUAUGGUGAGGAAAGCAGUCUGCUGCUGGUCACUGGACAGGAGGUAGAUCUGCCAGAUAUAAUCUCCUGUGUUGGUCCUGCUUUUACCAGUCUGACCCAGAGAGGACAGGAGCUAGUUGAGAAGCUGACCAUCAUGAAGGUGGACCGUCAGGAGUUUGCCUGCAUCAAGUUCCUGAUCCUGUUUAACCCAGAUGUGAAGGAACUGGAAAAACAUGGAUUUGUAGAGUUUGUACAGGAGCAGGUUAAAGGAGCCCUGCUGGAGUACACGCUGACCUCCUCAUCUCAGCAUCCUGGUCGUUUCACCCACCUGCUGCUGAGUCUGUCUGAGCUUCGCUGCCUCAGCACACUGGCAGAAGACGUCUUAUACUGCAUGCACCUGACGAGGGAUCGACCCUGCAACAACCUGCUCAAUGAGAUGCUGCAGGCUAAGCACAGCAGUGUAUGAAAACUCAUCUACACAUACUCUGUAAUGGAAGCAAAAGGAACUGCAGUUAAUGAUAAUGUGUAAAUUUUGGCCCUCUCAGUGUCAUUGCAUUUGUUGAGAGGAUAAAGUUCAGUGGAUCUGCUGUCACCAAAUAACGUGCUUUAAUAAUUUAAAUGUACAUUUUGCUGAAUGUUUAAAAAAAAUGCAAUAAAAAUUCAUUU